AUGAAAUUAUCUACUACCCACUUAUUGUCACUCGCUGCUUUCGUGUGCUCCACCCAGGCCACUUGGUCCUUAUUUGAAGACUUGUUCAAAGACUGUUCCCCAGAUGAGGUGCAACCAAUUUGUGACUUCAGUAACAUCUUCUGUGACGACAAUGACAACAACGCAGCCUCCUCAGGUGAUGGUACCCUCAACUUCAAGUCCGCUUUCGUUGUUUCUGGUGCUGAAAAGAAUUCUGACGGUACUUAUAACGUUAUUGCCAACUAUGAGGCCGAUCAAUGCGAUCAAUUGGACCAAUACUUUUGUGAUAAUGUUGAUCAAUUGACUAUUUCUGGUACUGGUUCAUCUGACGUUACCCUUUAUGGAAGUGGUGCUUCAAAUGCAGUUUCCAGUCCUUUCAAAUGGUCAACUAAAUUCCAAUGUCAGCCACAAAUCAAGAAUGGAAAAUGUUGUCUUCCAGAUGAAUUUACCAUUGGGUUCAAAUUCCUUGAAAUUGGUGUUGCUUGGGAAGCUUUGAAAUUGGUUUUCGGCCAUUCUUCGGUCCACUGUGGUAUUAUUUCUCAUUGGGACUUUUUGAAAGUUUUUGACCCGUUGUCUUUGCUCCACCAUGAUUUGUCAUUGUUCAAGAGAGAUGAAGUUGCUGAUGGCGUUGAAGGGUCUUCUUCUUUUGACAAAAGAAGUUUGGAUUUCUUGAAAAAUUUGUUAGGGCAAUGUACUACUCAACACCAAGGUUUUAAGCAAUUCUGUUGGGACUGUGAUUGUGAGACACCAUCUAGUAGCUCCAGCAUCCCACCAUCAAGCUCACCAUCAAGCUCACCUUCUGCUCCACCAUCUAGUUCUCCAUCAACCACACCAUCAAGCUCACCAUCAACCACACCAUCAAGCACACCAUCAAGCUCACCUUCUGCUCCACCAUCUAGUUCUCCAUCAAGCACACCAUCAAGCACACCAUCAAGCUCACCUUCUGCUCCACCAUCAAGCUCACCUUCUGCUCCACCAUCUAGUUCUCCAUCAACCACACCAUCAAGCUCACCAUCAAGCUCACCAUCAAGCUCACCUUCUGCUCCACCAUCAAGCUCACCUUCUGCUCCACCAUCUAGUUCUCCAUCAACCACACCAUCAAGCUCACCAUCAAGCUCACCUUCUGCUCCACCAUCGGGAUCAACUUCAGAACACCUUUCUACACAAACUAUCACCACCCACCCAACAACUGUUGUUACCAUCACAUCUUGUUCUGAAGACAAAUGUCAAACUUCAACAGCUACUACUGGUAUCACUGUUAUCACUGAGGGAACCACUAUUUAUACUACGUUCUGUCCAUUGACUGAAGGAUCUACUCCAGCUGCUCCGGGCACUCAAAGUACCCCAGCUGCUUCAGUUGCUCCGGGCACUCAAAGUACCCCAGCUGCUUCAGUUGCUCCGGGCACUCAAAGUACCCCAGCUGCUUCAGUUGCUCCGGGCACUCAAAGUACCCCAGCUGCUUCAGUUGCUCCAACCACUCAAGGUACUCCAGCUGCUCCAGGCACUCAAAGUACCCCAGCUGCUCCAGGCACUCAAAGUACCCCAGCUGCUCCAGGCACUCAAAGUACCCCAGCUGCUUCAGCUGCUCCAACCACUCAAGGUACCCCAGCUGCUUCAGUUGCUCCAACCACUCAAGGUACUCCAGCUGCUCCAGUUGCUCCAACCACUCAAGGUACUCCAGCUGCUCCAGGCACUCAAAGUACUCCAGCUGCUUCAGUUGCUCCAACCACUCAAGGUACUCCAGCUGCUUCAGUUGCUCCAACCACUCAAGGUACUCCAGCUGCUCCAGGCACUCAAAGUACCCCAGCUGCUCCAGGCACUCAAAGUACCCCAGCUGCUCCAGGCACUCAAAGUACCCCAGCUGCUUCAGCUGCUCCAACCACUCAAGGUACCCCAGCUGCUUCAGUUGCUCCAACCACUCAAGGUACUCCAGCUGCUCCAGUUGCUCCAACCACUCAAGGUACUCCAGCUGCUCCAGGCACUCAAAGUACUCCAGCUGCUUCAGUUGCUCCAACCACUCAAGGUACUCCAGCUGCUUCAGUUGCUCCAACCACUCAAGGUACUCCAGCUGCUCCAGGCACUCAAAGUACCCCAGCUGCUCCAGGCACUCAAAGUACCCCAGCUGCUUCAGUUUCUCAAUCAUCUUCAGCUCCUCAAGUAUCCCAAGCUCCAGCAGGAGGUGCCAGUGAAAACACCGCCUCUGUAUCUACUUUCGAAGGUGCCGGCGCAAGAAACUCAGUAGGAGCCAUUUUGAUUGGUGUUGCUGCAUUGUUGUUCUAA
Messenger RNA from Lodderomyces margitis, 2298 nucleotides. RefSeq lists its product as uncharacterized. The record is from RefSeq and is a predicted model, not a curated record. NCBI's taxonomy places the organism in Eukaryota, Fungi, Ascomycota, Pichiomycetes, Serinales, Debaryomycetaceae. The transcript has a single exon. Bases 1 to 2298 code for a protein of 765 amino acids.